CACCACUAAAACCCCCCUUGCCCACAAUUACCCCGCGCGCACCACAACGCCGCGGGCCGUAAUACCCCAGACACCGCGCGAAGACCCGCUGCUCGACGAUGACUUGCCCGCCACGCACUGCUGCGUGUUGAGACGCAGGAAAGGUGCAAUUGCCGAGAAAGGUAACCCGGGGUGGUACGGCAUGUAGCUCGGGGCGUGGAUGCACCGAGGGUUAUAUAAACGUCGUGUAUCGCUUUUUUGUGUGCUGCAGCCGUCUGGUCCUUGAGAAUAUCUAGGUAGAAGCCAUCUAGAUAGUAUGAUGGCGUCCACGGGCAUCGAAGAGAAGCGCGCCGCGUCGCCAACCGACGGCCAUAUUGAGAACCUCGAUGCGAAGAUAUCAACAUCGUCUGGCGAACUCGAGGCCCAGCCCCCGGCGCUCGACGAGGCACAUGCGAACCGCGUGCUGCGCAAGGUCGAUUUCCGCCUCGUCCCCAUGCUGUCGCUGCUGUACCUCGUCGCCUUCAUCGACCGCUCCAACAUCGGCAACGCGAAAAUCGCCGGCAUGGACACGGACCUGCGCCUGCACGGCCUGCAGUACAACACCGCCGUCACACUUUUCUUCGUGCCCUACACGCUGCUCGAAAUCCCAUCCAACAUCGUGCUCAAGCUGAUGCGGCCGUCGCACUGGAUGGCGCUGCUGAUGCUCGCCUGGGGCCUCGUGAUGACGCUGAUGGGGCUGGUGGACUCGUACGCGGGGCUGCUGGCCGGCCGCUUCUUCCUAGGCGUCACGGAGUCUGGGUUUUUCCCCGCCGCGACGUUUUUGCUCACGCUGUGGUACCGCCGGUUCGAGCUGCAGCGCCGCAUGGCCGUGUUCUACAUUGCGGCGUCGCUGGCAGGGGCGUUUUCGGGGCUGCUGGCGUUUGGGAUUGAGAAGCUGGAUGGUCGUGCGGGGAGGAGCGGGUGGCAGUGGAUUUUCCUCAUCGAGGGGCUGAUUCCCGUGGCGCUGGCGCUGGUGAUCUGGAAGAUCCUGCCUGAUAGCCCGGAGACGGCGGGGUUUCUGACGCAGGAGGAGAGGGAGCUGUUGGUAAGGCGGCUGCAGGACGAUGCCGGGAGUGGGCAGGGGAAGGCGACCAACAACGAUAAAAUGGGGAAGCAGUACAUCAUCGCCGGGCUCGCGGACUGGAAGAUCUGGGCCGCCGUGGUCAUCUUCUGGGGCAACACCGUGGGCGUGUACGGCUUCACCGCCACCGUCCCCACCGUCAUCAACGGCCUCGGCUACUCCAGCGCCAACGCCCAGCUCCUCACCAUCCCCAUCUACGUCUUCGCCGCCAUCGUCACGCUGAUCUGGGCCUGGGGCUCGGACCUGACGCAAGCGCGCUCACCCUGGAUCAUCGGCGGCUACAGCAUCGCCAUCGUCGGCUUCAUCGCACAGCUCGCGAUCCCGCACCCGCGGUACCCAGGGCUGACGUACGGGUUCCUGUUCCCCGUGGCCGCGGGCCUGUACUGCCCGUUCACGUGCCUGGUGUCGUGGGCCGCGAACUCGCUGGCGCCCAGCUCGAAGCGGGCCGUUGGCAUGGCGCUGCUGAUUUCCGUCGGCAACAUGGGCGGCAUCAUGGGCAGUAAUAUUUAUCUUGCGCGCGAGAAGCCAAAGUAUACGACGGGGUUUGCGGCGAGUCUGGCUAUGUGCGUGGCCGCGGUGGCGAUGACGUUUGUGCUGCGGUGGGCGUAUGGCAGGGAGAAUAGGAAGCGGGAUCAGCUGAUUCUGGAGUGUGGGGAGGAGGCGGUGCGGGCGCGGUAUACGGAUCAGGAGCUGUUGGAGCUGGGUGACAAGAGUCCGUUUUUCAGGUACACGCUCUAGAACAUGUCUCAGCAGUGCAGCUCAGAAAGCAAUGUCAUAAUCUACCGCAAUCUAAAAACCCACACACCCACACGCCUCUUCCCUUCUAACAACCUGGCCGACGGCUCGUGAUUCAGCGCACCACGCAACUCAUAGCCCACCCUGUCGCCCCACGCACUCGCCGCACCCAACCCAGCACGCACCAGCCACGGCAGCGCGAAAACCAGCAAACAUCACACAUCACCGCCGACCCGGCACUGCCAUGGUAAAAACCGAUAUCAUAUAAACUUCUCAAAACA
Messenger RNA from Boeremia exigua, 2115 nucleotides. RefSeq names its product major facilitator superfamily domain-containing protein. Gene Ontology annotation, molecular function: transmembrane transporter activity. The transcript has 3 exons. The record is from RefSeq and is a predicted model, not a curated record. Gene Ontology annotation, biological process: transmembrane transport. NCBI's taxonomy places the organism in Eukaryota, Fungi, Ascomycota, Dothideomycetes, Pleosporales, Didymellaceae. Gene Ontology annotation, cellular component: membrane. Bases 296 to 1837 code for a protein of 513 amino acids.